Molecule: messenger RNA, 911 nt
Organism: Toxorhynchites rutilus septentrionalis
Lineage: Eukaryota; Metazoa; Arthropoda; Insecta; Diptera; Culicidae
Product: leucokinins-like
Exons: 2
Coding region: 93-767 (224 amino acids)
Source: RefSeq, a predicted model, not a curated record
UCAAUCAACAGGUAUUCCAGUGGAUAUAGUGUACUGAUACGUCGAACAUGUGAUUUUGUUACGUCCAACGAACAAGAUAAUUUUGAAGAAAAAUGACAAUGAAAAUACGAUUCGUUCUAGUUCUACUGGCAGCAGUUGCUGAAAGUUGUUGCAUUGAUUUUGAUGGGAGUGAAUAUGGGUUGACUAAGAUUAUCAACGGCUGUGAGUGGAUAAAUAGACAAAAUGUAAUAUCCGAGAUUCUACUGGAUCGCUACCGUAAAUACGUAACGAAUCAGUUCUUCCUGAUGGAAGAUGUGUGUGCCGUAUAUGAGCGGAACAAGAACUCACGGGAUUCUGAGACUUAUGGAAAUGAAGUGGAAGAAGAAAAAGUGAUCCCCGAUGAAAAUAACAGAGAUAAUGUUUCGGGAGAGAGACCGUCCUCCUCAUCGUCCGGGGGCACAGUAAAUUCUACCUGUACCAGAAGCGCCAGAGAUUUCUUUGUGUGUAUCAUCGAACAGCUGAACGAUUCAACGCUCAAUUCAUUGAUAUUGGAUAAUCUAGAAACAACCUGCGAACCACGUUACUCAGCAGUGGCUGCUAAUAAACGCAACUCCAAAUACGUCUCCAAACAAAAGUUUUACUCCUGGGGUGGCAAACGAAACGUUUUCUACCCAUGGGGCGGUAAACGUAAUGAUGGUCGCAUUCAUCGUCAGCCCAAGGUUGUCAUUCGUAAUCCAUUUCAUGCGUGGGGAGGAAAACGGAGUGAAGAUUACAGUCCGGACAUCUAAGAGCAACAUUCUCUUCCGUUGUCUGUAGUUGGCCUAGGUACAUCGUGAAACACAAGCAACUUAAAAAAUUUCCUCUUGCAAUACAACAUUGAUUGCCAGUGCAUGUUCCAGUUUCAUCCAUAAAUGUAGUAAAUAAAAGCUAAG